UUGGCUCAGGGGAGGGGCAUGCAACUUUAGAUGGUUGUAAUUUGUAAUUAUUUUAGAUUUUUAAAGAAAACAUGCAGCCAGGUUUGGAAAGCAUGUUUUACUUUGAAUAUAAAAGAGAAACAUGCAAAAAAAAAAAACUGAAGAAAACAUGCCCUCCAAAAUAACUAAAAGUGAAUACAGAUACAAAGAAAAUAAACAUAAAAUAAAAUAGAAAACAUGCAAAAAAAGAAGAAAUGAUGAAAAAUAAAAAAAGAUAACGUGCAAAAUAAAUAAAGAAAACAUGCCCUCCAAAAUAAAGACAAAUAAAUCAAAUAAAGAAGGAAAAAAACAUGCAAAAAAUAAUGAAAACGUGUGUUUUACUGUAUUACAGCCAUAAACUGUAAAAACAGAAAUUAUUAUUGGAUUUCAGAUUUUGGUCUUUGGACCUUCAUGAGUUUCCAUCAGAAAAAACCACAACCAGAUUAGGAACCCCCUAACUGCACGUGUACACUCAGAACAGAUAAUAUCUGAUGGUUAUAUGUGAAAGAAAAUCCUAGAACACUGAUGUUUAGGCUCAAGUCACAUUAAAAUAUCAUGUGUAGAAGCAGAGAUGUGCACGUCUCUGUGUGAGCCCUGAAUUUACAUUGAUCCACAGAGUUUAUAAUGGUAUAUUUUAAUAUGUUUUAAUAUGUACGACUACAGUUUUCUCUGGGUCAAACCUCAGACUGACUGGACGACUAUGUCAGGACUUAAAAUCAGACGUUUGCCACUACAUCGCCUUUUUAUUCUGUGAUCAUCCUCAGCUUCUCAUCCCCGCGGAGGUGAAGAGCUGAACUCAACAUGGCCGCUCAGACGGUGUUCUCAGUGGGGAUGUAUCCUGUCGGUGUGUCUGUGAUGGAAGACGUACAGGGUGACAUGCCUGGAAACACACUCCCCGCCCCCCAGCUGGUGAUGCUGGCCAACGUGGCGGCAGUUACAGCAGCAGAGGGCGGCGGCGGAGACGGCAGCGCUGCAGACGAGAAGGAGAUGAUGGAGCUGAAGACUGUGGGAUGCACCUACUCGGACAGCGAGGAGGAAAACAUCAUCAGGUACAGCUAUGAUAACCAGAACCACAGAGAGGUGUGUAUCAUCGAGUAUCCUGAGUCGCCCGGCCCGCCCAUCCAGGCCGUGAUCGUAGGGAACCACCUGCAGGAGGAAGAAGAGUGCAAUAGGACAGGUCUUGAGCUCUGUCUCCAGCCCUGCCCCCCAGCCGCCACCAAAACACCUGUGGAGGAGGUCCAACGCAAACACGCCCCUGCCCCAGCAGCCGUGCUGGAGAGCUCCAAGAAGAAGAAACCCUUCUACUGUAAGCCAUGUCAAUUCCAGGCUCAGAACGAGCAGGAGUUUGUUGAACACCUCGGCACUCAUGGCGUCAGUAAAAUGAUGGUGGUGCACCGGGUGGAGGCCAGGAGCAGGACCAGGGCCAAGGAGGCUGAGACAACCGAGUCUCAGGCACCGUCAGGUGGGGAGGCGGAGAAUGGUGGGGACGCAGGCACAGCAGUGGCAACGGGUGACAUCAAAGGGCUGAUCAGGUGUGAACGGUGCGGCUACAACACCAACAGAUACGACCAUUACAUCGCUCACCUGAAGCACCACAGCAGGGAGGGCAGCGACCACAGGGUGUUUAAGUGCACUCUGUGUCCGUACACCACCGUCAGUCAGUACCACUGGAGGAAACACCUGAGGAAUCACUUCCCCAGCAAACUGCACACUUGCAACGAGUGCUCCUACUUCUCUGACCGCAAGAGCAACUACAUCCAACACAUCAGGACACACACAGGUGUCCGUCCUUUCCAGUGUCCGUACUGUGACUACUCCAGCUCUCAGAAGACCCACCUGACCCGACACAUGAGAACUCACUCAGGUGAGCGCCCCUUCAAGUGUGAGAGUUGUAACUACCUGGCAGCCAAUCAGCAUGAGGUGACCCGCCACGCCCGGCAGGUCCACAAUGGCCCCAAACCUCUGUCCUGCCCCUACUGCGAGUACAAGACUGCCGACCGCAGCAACUUCAAGAAGCAUGUCGAACUCCACCUCAAUCCUCGCCAGUUUCUCUGCCCUCUCUGCAAGUACGCCGCCUCCAAGAAAUGCAACCUGCAGUACCACCUCAAGUCCAGGCACGCCGGCUGCAACGUCCCCGUGGACAUCUCCAAGGUCAAACUGCGCAUCAAGAAGCCCGGUCUCGAUGGCACAGAGGAAAACACAGACCCCAGAGCAACCAAGUUUGACAACUCAUCCAGCAUGGAGGAGGAAUUUGACAUGGACGAGGAUGCUGCGGACGAGGAUGAGGGUGCGAACUCGAGUCCCAUCAAUCUGUCAAUCAGAGAGAGCAGCCAGCCUGAUGCCGCCCAACCAGUGCAGAGUGAAGCACCUGACAAGACGCAGAAGAAAUCCACCAUCACUGCAGAGAAAGAGAAAGUACAAAAAACAAAGGAGAAGGCGGAGCCAGAGAAAAAGGUCACAAGCAGGCAGAGGAGGAGCGAGAAGGUCAAUGAGAGUCCUCCAGAGAAGGAGCCAACAACAGUCGCUGUAAACACAGACAACAAGAUGAAGAGACGAGUCAGGAAACUGCCAGCAGAAAAAACAGCCCAGAACCAGGAGGCAGUGACGAACUCAGAAAAAUCCCAAACGAGGACAGACAAGUCUGAUCAGAGACCUGAGGAGGAGAGAGUUGUGAGACAGGAAGUGGAGAAGGUAGGAGAAAAGUUAAAGGUUGACAAGGAGAAAGAAGAUCAGAAGAAUGAAGGCAGUGUGAAGGAGAACAAAAGUCUCAACAAGCCAAAGAGGUCCCCGUCAAAGAAAUCUGAGAAAACAACAGAACAUGUCAAAGAUGCUCCGCAGAAGGUGGACAGUCCCGAGAAGACUCAGAAGGAGAAGGUGGUCAGAGAAAAGGCUGCGAAGAGGAAAGCUGUGGAGGCUCUCGAUCUGUCCAAAAAGUCCUCAUCUGAGACUCCGCCCAAAGCCAGACGGCUGAAAUCCAGUGCUGCCGAGAAGCUGCAGGAGAAGCCUGUUGUAGAAGGCACGAAGAAGACUAAUGAAGCCCCUCCUACUCCACAGAGGUCCAACAGGACGACUCCAGUGAGGCAGAAGAAGAACAGGAGCACCAGUAAGAAAGCUUCAGGCCUUCAGCAGACUGUGGAACCUGAGAAAGACAAGCAGACUUCAGUCGUCUGUCCGACCACAGAUGCUCUGGAAGCAUCCGCUCAGCCAGACACCACGACACCAACCACGCCAUCUGACGACCACCCGACAGGAAACAGCUUUGCAGCGAGCAAAGCCUCUGCUGAUGAAACCACUCAAACAGACAAGACUUUGGACAAACCCUCAGAGAAGAUGGAGGUUUCACCCUCCUGCAGCUCAGGUGAGGAAACGCCCUCUCCAGCCGCAGACCGCCCCGCUCCGACGUUCCUCAAACCGACAUCACCGCCGCCUCUGGUGCUCCCAGGCCAGCGAAGCAAAUCUGCUGAUCCAGAGGACGAUGAGGGCAUCCACAGCAGCCACGAAGGAGGAAGUGACAUCAGCGACAGCGCCUCUGAGGGCAGCGAUGACUCUGGCCUCAAUGGCAACGGCGCUGGCUCGGGCAAGAUGGCCAAUGACCCCGAAACACCCACUGACGAGAUCCCAACACCGACAGAGCUGAAGAGUCACCUGUGCAUCUUCUGCGACCGUACGUUCCCUCUGGAGGUGGAAUACCGGCGCCACCUGAACCGCCACCUCGUCAACGUCUAUUACAUGGACAACAUUGCCAAAGCACAUAAGUGAGACUCUGCAUCCAUGGCAACAGGCGUAGACGUGUCAUCAUUUGAAACUUUGGAUUCUGGUGCUCUGAAACAAAACUGAGCGGACAGGAAACACCAGUUUGUCCCAGUUAGCUGGACGUUAUUAACCCUUUGUCACAUGGUUAUAAAUAUUAACACACAGACUGCUCAUAUAAACUCACUGUAGGUCUGGUGGGAGGAGUCUACGCAGCCGCGCUCUGUUUAACAUGGUCAACCCUCCUCUGAUGAGACAUUCUGGUGAGUUCUAUUUUACAUUUAAAAACUGUCUGUCGUCACGCUGCCACCUGGUGUCCAUCCAGAGAACGGUUCGCACAGAGGCCUCAGGUCGGUGCAGGGUCAUGUCGGGGGAUUGGAGCCCUGCGUACCGCCUGACAGACAUUAGAGCUCAGAGAGGAGUCACUAAAUGUCAAGAUGAACUUUGAUUCUACACACAUUGUAUUUGUUUAAGCUUAGGGACUGUUCUGUAUUUGUCAGAAGAGGGGUGUGACUGCAGUGUGACCCUCCCUGAAGCUGCCUCCAACAUGAAUGAGUUAAAAAGGAGUUUAAAAAAAAAAAGGCCUCAGUUUUUCACUCUUGUGUAAACAGUUUAUUUUUGGCCAAAUUUUAAAUGAGACGCAGCCUAACGGGAUUUUGAUGAACCGUCAAAAUUUUAAGAUCAGAUUUGGUUUGGUUAUUUUCGGACCAAAAAAAUCCAAUAAUAAUUUCUGUUUUAACAGCUUCUGGCUGAUAAAUGUUGGAAUUUUGGUGAUUUUUAAAGAAAACAUGCUUGUUUCUUUUAUUUUUAGAUUUUGAAAGGCAUGUUUUAUUUUUUCAUGUUUUCUUAUUGUUCUUUUUUUAUAUAUAUAUUUUCCAUAUUUUCUGUUUUGUUUUAUUUCCUUAUUUUUCUUUUUUAUCUUUAUUUGUAUUUAUUUUGAAAGACAUUUUUUUGCAAGUUUUCUUUAAAAAUCAUAAAAAUAAAUGAAAAUACAGACAUGUAAAGCUGAUGCCCCUCCCAAGCCAAAAAUUAAAACAAGUCCAUCCCCAGUGUUUUUUUUUUAUUAUUAUUAUUAUUAUUAUUAUUUGAAAUUCUUUGACACGCCCCCUUUUUUUGCACCACUGCACCUUCACCUCAUAAAUAAAGAACAGUCCCUGAGGUGGAGGAUUUUCUUAAUGACAUCAGAUCAUGUUUCAUCUGCAGCAGCUUCACUAGUUUCCAUCGUCUCUACAAAUGAGUUUGGAUCAUUUCAGAAAUCAGACUUUUGUCUUUCAGUGAUUGAUGUUGGGAUGACAGUUGCCAUGGUAACAUCUGUCUGUUACACACCGCUGGGCUCGCUGUAAUAUUCUGUAUGUAGCUGAGUUUUGUGUCUAUGAUAAAGUGGAUUUUUUCAUUUUUAAAAACAUGGAGUGCCUUUGACAAUCAACUCUGUACAGUCACUUUGAACUUUUCUUCUUCUUUGUAUUCUGUUUUUAGACGGACGGUUCAAGUCUGAUUUUUUUCUCACCACACACUGUUUUUUCUUUAACUUGUGAAUAUUUGUCAUCUUUUUAUGAAACAGGGACACUGAACUAAACUGAGCUCUGAUUGGUUAAAGAAAAUCACACCGCUUAUUGUCGUAUAUCAGAGAUUAUUAUAUGUUGUGUGUUCCACGUGUAGAAACAUCCUGAGUCUGAACUUCACCUGAACCUGCUCUGAAGAGACGCUCCCCUGUAAAUAACUCAGUGCAAUAUUCCUUUAGUCGAGAAGCCAAAGUCAACGCCGAGCUCUUCUGUACAUGUUUAACUUCCUGUCGUCACUGAUCUCUGAUCUGUUUCUAACACGUGAAAGUUUGAAAUGACGGAAACAAACAUUGUAAGUUCAGAUCCUGAUGAAGUUUAACGUGACGAGACUUCUUCAGUUGUAAAUGUUUUAUUCUCAUCACAGUGACACGUGGAGGCGGCCGCCCUCUGUCCUCUGUGUGUGAUAUCAAACUGUAUAUUCAUGUUUCUGUAAACGGCCGUCACAUUAAAGGAUAAACUGGUG
Messenger RNA from Epinephelus lanceolatus (giant grouper), 5793 nucleotides. The record is from RefSeq and is a predicted model, not a curated record. NCBI's taxonomy places the organism in Eukaryota, Metazoa, Chordata, Actinopteri, Perciformes, Serranidae.